Messenger RNA from Phaeoacremonium minimum UCRPA7, 951 nucleotides. RefSeq names its product putative guanine nucleotide-binding protein subunit beta-like protein. The transcript is spliced from 5 exons. Gene Ontology annotation, molecular function: translation regulator activity; protein kinase C binding; ribosome binding. The record is from RefSeq and is a predicted model, not a curated record. Gene Ontology annotation, cellular component: cytosol; nucleus. NCBI's taxonomy places the organism in Eukaryota, Fungi, Ascomycota, Sordariomycetes, Togniniales, Togniniaceae. Gene Ontology annotation, biological process: rescue of stalled cytosolic ribosome; positive regulation of protein phosphorylation. Bases 1 to 951 code for a protein of 316 amino acids.
AUGGCCGAGCAGCUCAUCCUCAAGGGCACCCUCGAGGGCCACAAUGGCUGGGUUACCUCCCUGGCUACCUCCAUGGAGAACCCCAACAUGCUUCUGUCCGGUUCCCGCGACAAGACCCUGAUCAUCUGGAACCUCACCCGCGAUGAGUCUCAGUACGGUUACCCGAAGCGAUCUCUCCACGGCCACUCCCACAUUGUGUCCGACUGCGUUAUCUCUUCUGAUGGUGCUUACGCCCUGUCUGCCUCUUGGGACAAGACCCUUCGCCUGUGGGAGCUUGCCACUGGCACCACCACCCGCCGAUUCGUCGGCCACACCAACGACGUCCUCUCCGUCUCCUUCUCCGCCGACAACAGACAGAUUGUCUCCGGAUCCCGCGACCGAUCCAUCAAGCUGUGGAACACCCUCGGCGACUGCAAGUUCACCAUCACCGACAAGGGCCACACUGAGUGGGUGUCCUGCGUCCGCUUCUCCCCCAACCCCCAGAACCCCGUUAUCGUCUCUGCUGGCUGGGACAAGCUGGUCAAGGUUUGGGAGCUCUCCACCUGCAAGCUGCAGACCGACCACAUUGGCCACACCGGCUACAUCAACACCGUCACCAUCUCUCCCGAUGGCUCUCUGUGCGCUUCCGGUGGCAAGGACGGUACCACUAUGCUGUGGGAUCUCAACGAGUCCAAGCACCUGUACUCCCUGAACGCCAACGACGAGAUCCACGCCCUUGUCUUCUCCCCCAACCGGUACUGGCUGUGCGCUGCUACUGCUUCCAGCAUCAUCAUCUUCGAUCUUGAGAAGAAGAGCAAGGUCGACGAGCUCAAGCCCGAGUUCCCGGCUGUUGGCAAGAAGAGCCGCGACCCCGAGUGCGUGUCGCUGGCGUGGAGCGCGGAUGGUCAGACCCUGUUCGCUGGCUACACCGACAACAUCAUCCGAGCGUGGGGCGUCAUGUCAAGAGCAUAA